UUCGCCUUUGGCCUCAGCAGCAUAAACGCGAUGAAUAUCGCAGGCGGCUCAUUCAUGUGUGAGCCUCACAGCGACCGAGCGACUGACUGCACACACUUGACUCCACAAACGGGGACAAUGCCAGGGAAUCACUGGGGAUAUGGAAAAGAGGACGGCCCUUCUGUGUGGCACGAGAACUUCCCCGUGGCUCAGGGGAUGCGUCAGUCUCCCAUAGACAUCGUCCCUCAGAAGGCUCCACAUGACCCCAGUCUGGGCCCCAUCUUCCUCCACUACGACCAGUGCACGUCCCUCAAAAUCACCAACAAUGGACACUCUUUUGUCGUUGAGUUUGAAGACAUGGACGAUCGUUCAGUGAUCCACGGCGGCCCUCUGGAGAAUCCCUACAGACUCAAACAGUUUCACUUCCACUGGGGCGAAAAGGGUUGCCAAGGCUCCGAGCACACUGUGGCAGGAAACAGCUAUGACUCUGAGUUGCAUUUAGUUCACUGGAACGCAGUCAAGUACAAGACGUUUGGGGAGGCGGCAGAAGCCCCCGACGGCCUCGCUGUCCUCGGCAUCUUUCUAGACACGGGCGACGACCACAGAUGGCUCCACAUGAUCACAGACGCUCUGUACAUGGUGAAGUUUAAGGGCAGCUGCACUGAUUUCAAAGGUUUCAACCCCAAGUGCCUGCUACCCAGCAGCCUCCACUACUGGACCUACCUGGGAUCACUGACCACUCCCCCGCUACAUGAGAGCGUCAUCUGGAUUGUCCUGAAGGAGCCGAUCAUAGUGUCUGAUAAACAGCUGGGCAAGUUUCGCCUGCUGCAGUUCAGUGGAGAGGAAGAGGAACAGAGGACUCGCAUGGAAAAUAACUUCAGGCCUCCGCAGCCUCUCAAAGGACGGAAAGUGCGUUCCUCCAAUUAACGUGACCUCAGCAAAUCUGAAGUCAAAGAAUUAAGUCGAUGCAUAAAACAAAACGGUGGAUGCAAUCAGUUGAGUGUCAUUUCUGCUUUUGUUUAAACUUGCCGGCAGUUUAUGGAAAAUUAAAAGUAACAUUUUGCGGUCGUAGGACAACAAAUGAGAUCUUCCUGUAGCACUGUAGUGGACUGUACUGGUUUUUGCAUACUGGUCUGCAGAUUCAAGGCCUCAGUCUCCUUAACUGAUCCCAGCUCAUCCCUUGUUGAUCUGGUGGAUUCACGGUCCCUCUCUAGAGCUCGUGGUGGACUGGGAUUAGAGCUGCAGUUGCUUAAACUGGUCUGUUUGGACACAAGAGCUCAAGGGACAAGGGCGAUCCCCCCAGAUUUGACAAACUAUUUCUUUAAAUAACUUUGACUAAAAACUUCAUUGAACUUCCAUGGAACACAGAAACUUACUCUUUAGGACCUUCAGUCCUAAAAAGUGCAUCCAUUGCUUUGGUCACAUUUCAGUUUUUUUUUUUACUUCCGAGGAAAACUAAAUAUGCACAGUCCAGUUCAGUUCAUGCCCGAGCGAGGCCCCGCUGUCUGAUCUGGAUGAGUUACUGUCACUUCGUGUAACGCUGCUCCUCAUUUAGAUGGACUUUGGAUUGUUUUUUUUUUAACUAAUGCCGAGUUAUGGCAGGGAUGAACUUCCUGUGCAACAAAUCUCACACGAAUACUUAUGUGCAUCGGGGCAUGAUUGUUUUAUGUUAUUGACGUAGGAGGAACGACACUAAAAUGUAAUUUAUGGGUGGUGUGAAUAUUUUUGUAAUGUAUUAAAAGAGGUCAUGUUUGCCGAAUUGAAUAAAAGUUUAAAUUCUG
Molecule: messenger RNA, 1760 nt
Organism: Solea senegalensis (Senegalese sole)
Lineage: Eukaryota; Metazoa; Chordata; Actinopteri; Pleuronectiformes; Soleidae
Gene: ca7
Product: carbonic anhydrase VII
Exons: 7
Coding region: 31-906 (291 amino acids)
Biological process (GO): regulation of intracellular pH
Cellular component (GO): cytoplasm
Molecular function (GO): carbonate dehydratase activity; zinc ion binding
Source: RefSeq, a predicted model, not a curated record